AUGCAGCCUGUAGCAUCACACGUGGAAGAGCAGGAAGAGCAGGAGGAGAAGGAGCUGGAGGAGCAGGAAGAGCAGGAGGAGAAGGAGCUGGAGGAGCAGGAAGAGCAGGAGGAGAAGGAGCUGGAGGAGCAGGAAGAGCAGGAGGAGAAGGAGCUGGAGGAGCAGGAAGAGCAGGGCCGAGACAGCAGGGAGGGGCCCGUUUCAUUGCUCUGA
Messenger RNA from Knipowitschia caucasica, 213 nucleotides. The record is from the annotation of a GenBank genome assembly. NCBI's taxonomy places the organism in Eukaryota, Metazoa, Chordata, Actinopteri, Gobiiformes, Gobiidae.